Molecule: messenger RNA, 1009 nt
Organism: Gastrolobium bilobum
Lineage: Eukaryota; Viridiplantae; Streptophyta; Magnoliopsida; Fabales; Fabaceae
Product: 4-hydroxy-tetrahydrodipicolinate synthase, chloroplastic-like
Exons: 2
Coding region: 32-1009 (325 amino acids)
Molecular function (GO): 4-hydroxy-tetrahydrodipicolinate synthase activity
Source: RefSeq, a predicted model, not a curated record
GAAUUCAUUUUGGAAGCCUCCACAAGCAGCUAUGAUACCCAAUUUUCAACGCCCAAUGAGCACCUCAGAGGUGAAAACAAGGACAUCGAUGGAGGAAAUAAGGAGUCUGAGGUUGCUAACUGGAGUUAAAACUCCAUACCUACCCAAUGGCCAAUUUGAUCUUGAAGCAUAUGAUAACUUGGUGAAUAUGCAGAUUGUAAAUGGUGCUGAUGGUAUUGUUGUUGCUGGCUCAACUGGGGAAGGCCAUUUAAUGACCUGGAACGAUCAAAUAAUGCUCAUUGCACACACAGUCAAUUCUUUUGGUGAUAAAGUUAAGAUCGUUGGCAACGCCGGUAGCAACUGCACAGCAGAAGCAGUUAAAGGCACUGAGCAAGGUUUUGCUGUAGGAAUGCAUGCUGCUCUUCACAUAAACCCUUACUAUGGAAAAACCUCCUUGGAUGGUUUGGUUGCUCACUAUAACAGUGUGCUUUCCAUAGGGCCUGUCAUGAUAUAUAAUAUACCUUCACGGACAACUCAAGAUAUUCCUCCUAGUGUAGUGAAAAUCUUGGCAGAAAGUCCUAACUUUAUUGGUGUCAAGGAGUGUGCAGGAAAUGAAAGGAUCAAACAUUAUACAGAUGAAGGAUUUGUUGUGUGGAGUGCUAAUGAUGAUGAAUGCCAUGAUGCUAGAUGGGAUUGUGGGGCUGUUGGAGUUCAAUCUGUUGCUAGCAAUUUGAUUCCUGGCUUAAUGAGAGAACUCAUGUUUGGAGGAAAGAAUCCUACACUGAAUUCAAAGGUCAUGCCUUUUUUUGACUGGCUUUUCUCAGAGCCAAACCCAAUUGGUUUGAACACUGCUCUUGCUCAACUUGGUGUGAUUAGGCCAGUUUUCAGGCUACCAUAUUUUCCUCUCCGUGUCGAAAAAAGGAUAGAGUUUGUCAAGUUGGUGAAGGAGAUGGGUAGAGAGCAUUUUGUUGGAGAAAAAGAUGUUCAAGUUCUUGAUAACGAUGACUUUAUCAUUGUUGAUCGAUAUUAA